UACGACAAAACAACACAGAAGAGAAUCGAUAUCCAUCAAGCUGAUAAUCAAGACAGGCAAAUCAUCCAUGGUAGCGGGGAUGAAGCGCGCGAGGGAGGAUGAGCCGGUGUCUCUGGCCCUAUCGCUGAGCACGGACUCGCCGACGACGUCCGGCAACUCCACUGCGUCGGCGGCGGCACAUAAGAAGAAGACGCGCCGCGGCAGGGUGGUUGCGACCUCCGGGGAGGGGGACUUCGUGUGCAAGACCUGCAGCCGUGCUUUCAUGUCGUUCCAGGCGCUGGGCGGGCACCGGACCAGCCACCUCCGGGGACGCCACGGGCUGGAGCUCGGCGUCGGCGUCGCAAAAGCCAUUCGAGACAGGAAGCGGAGCGAGGAGAAGCAGCACGAGUGCCACAUCUGCGGGCUCGGCUUCGAGAUGGGACAGGCGCUCGGGGGACACAUGAGGCGGCACCGGGAGGAGAUGGCGCUCAGCAACGGCGCCGGCGGCGAUGACCAGUGGAUCUUACGCAGCGUCGCGCUGCUGGAGUUGGUGGUGCACGCUGUGGACCGGCCGCCCGUCUUACUCGAGCUGUUCGUCUAG
Lolium rigidum is the source of this 580-nucleotide messenger RNA. RefSeq names its product zinc finger protein ZAT8-like. The transcript has a single exon. Bases 68 to 580 code for a protein of 170 amino acids. The record is from RefSeq and is a predicted model, not a curated record. Lineage: Eukaryota; Viridiplantae; Streptophyta; Magnoliopsida; Poales; Poaceae.